Prosopis cineraria is the source of this 1111-nucleotide messenger RNA. RefSeq lists its product as uncharacterized. The transcript is spliced from 7 exons. NCBI's taxonomy places the organism in Eukaryota, Viridiplantae, Streptophyta, Magnoliopsida, Fabales, Fabaceae. Bases 40 to 651 code for a protein of 203 amino acids. The record is from RefSeq and is a predicted model, not a curated record.
CCAGUGGCCAGUAUUGAAUUUCUAAUUUCUAGCUUUCCCAUGAGCACACUUGUGCAAACCUCUGUUACAUUCUCGACCUUUAAGUCCGUCUCCACUUAUGAAGACUUAUACAAGAAGCGAACUCUCUCUUUCUCCGUUAUAGUAACAAGGCUUGCUUCUAUUCAUGACUUUGGUUUCAGUUCAACAGGGUUCGGGGAGAGAUGGCGCUUCCUGGGAGAAGCGAGAAGAUUCACGAACAAGGUUUUAUUGGAAGAGAGGAUAUGCAAGGGAAAGAAGAAGAAGAGCAAGAGGAUGGUGUUGGCGAAGAGUAAUCAAGGUUUUGGCUUCAACGAUGGUGGUGGUGGUGGAGAUAAUGGGACUACAUCAAGGCUUUUGGCCAAUCUCGCUUUAGCUAUUGGCUUGACUUAUCUUUCCAUGACAGGACAGCUUGGCUGGAUAUUGGAUGCUAUUGUCUCCGUUUGGAUCUUUGCAGUGCUAAUACCAAUAGUAGGCAUUGGUGCUUUCCUCUGGUGGGCAGGACGAGAUAUAAUGCAAGGCACUUGCCCUAGUUGUGGAAAUCAAUUUCAGGUUUUCAAAUCCACUCUAAAUGAUGAGUUGCAGCUGUGUCCUUUCUGUGGUCAACCUUUUCUGUUGUUGGCAACGAGUUUGUGAAGGACUCUGCGAAGUUUUCAAACCAAUCCACGACAUUUGGACAAGCGUUCAAUGACUUCUCUCGUUCUAAAAAUGGAAAGGAUUCAGGUGGAGUGAUUGAUAUUGAAGCAGAGAUAAAAGAUGCAGACUGACUUUAAUUGAGGAAGGUGCAUGUAAUGGAGAUUUUUGAAAUUUAUGCUCUGAAAGGCGGUAGGCAUCAUAUUCAGCAAAAUGGUGUACAUAUUUUAGAAGAGAAUGGAAUGCUGAGUAGGCAUGCAAUUGUUAGUUGUUACAGAAGUUUUUCGCCGUGAUGAUUCUCAUGUCAGGCCUCUGUAUAUUAUUUUGCUUAGUGAUUCUUUACUAUGUAGUUCAUGAAGGGAAUGGGAAUUUGUAUCAAAUUGGUUAUCGCUGCUGAGUUCAUUAUAAGCUCGUGAGAAUUCUCUGCUGAGUUCUAUGAAAUUUACCUCUGUUUCUGUGGAUA